Molecule: messenger RNA, 1071 nt
Organism: Arachis ipaensis
Lineage: Eukaryota; Viridiplantae; Streptophyta; Magnoliopsida; Fabales; Fabaceae
Gene: KCS7
Product: 3-ketoacyl-CoA synthase 7
Biological process (GO): fatty acid biosynthetic process
Cellular component (GO): membrane
Molecular function (GO): acyltransferase activity, transferring groups other than amino-acyl groups
Source: RefSeq, a predicted model, not a curated record
AUGCCACCACCAGUUCAUGAAAUCCCACCAAAUUGUUCUUUGAGGAAUGGAGUUGCAGAAAUGGAAAUGGUUCUUUUCGAAAUUGUUAAAGACCUUUUGUCCAAGCACAACGUUCAUCCCAAAAGCAUUGACAUCCUUGUCUCAAAUUGCAGCUUGUUCUGUCCCACACCCUCAAUUCCAUCCAUGAUCAUUAACAGAUUUGGACUCAGAAGCAACAUAAAGAGUUUCAACCUCAGCGGAAUGGGCUGCAGCGCCGGAAUAUUGUCGAUAAGCUUGGUGAAAGAUCUUCUCAGAGUUCAUAAGAACUCAUUGGCUUUGGUUCUAACCACGGAGGCUAUAGCUCCGAAUGGAUACCAAGGGAAAUCGAAGUCCAAGAUCAUGACGAACGUGUUGUUCCGAAUGGGGGGAGCAGCAAUCUUGAUUUCUAACAGAAAACAGGACAAGAAAAUUGCCAAGUAUGAACUUCAACAUCUUGUGAGAACCCAUUUAGGAUCAGACGAAAAAGCAUACAAAUCUGUGUACCAGGAUCCUGAUAAAGAUGGUGUCGUUGGUGUUUCCUUGUCACGUGAGCUUCUUCGUGUUGCUGCGUCGGCUUUGAGGACCAACAUGAGAGAGCUAGGCCCUCUUGUCCUACCAUAUUCUGAGCUGCUUCGCUACGUAUGGUCAGCAAUUCAAACAAAACUCUUGCCAUCAGGGGACCAGAAAAAAAUCUAUCUACCGAAUUUCAGGAAGGCGUUCGAGCAUUUUUGCAUUCAUGCAGGGGGAAAAUCGGUUAUUGACGCCAUAGAAGAGAGUUUGAAGCUGCAGAAGGAAGACGGAGAAGCAUCUAGGAUGGCAUUGUAUAGAUUCGGCAACACUUCAUCUUCUUCUGUAUGGUAUGAACUGUGCUAUUUGGAGGCAAAAGGAAAAGUAAAGAAAGGAGAUAGGGUUUGGCAAAUUGGAUUUGGAAGUGGAUUCAAGUGUAACAGUGCAGCAUGGAAAUGCAUUGCUAACAUUGAUCCAAAUGAAAGGAAUGCAUGGUCUGGUAUAAUCCAUUCAUAUCCAAUUGAGAUACCUGUGUUUGAUUGUUGA